This is a messenger RNA of Epinephelus moara (kelp grouper), 2429 nucleotides long. Its product is annotated as E3 ubiquitin-protein ligase TRIM21-like. The transcript is spliced from 2 exons. NCBI's taxonomy places the organism in Eukaryota, Metazoa, Chordata, Actinopteri, Perciformes, Serranidae. Bases 133 to 1776 code for a protein of 547 amino acids. The record is from RefSeq and is a predicted model, not a curated record. Gene Ontology annotation, molecular function: protein binding; zinc ion binding.
AAGUUAGUCAGAGUGUGAGCCACGCUGCAGUGGAGACAAGUCUCUGUUUCUCUCUGAAAGAAAAUUCACACUGACUUCAUCAGGUCUUUGUCAACAACACAGCAGAGUCUCUGCCCAACACUGUGUGUAGAUAUGGCUGCUGCAAACUAUCUGCCAUCUGAAGAUCAGUUUCUGUGCUCCAUCUGUCUGGAUGUGUUCACUGAUCCUGUCAGCACACCAUGUGGACACAACUUCUGCAAAAACUGCAUCACUGAACACUGGGAUACAAGCUACAGGUGCCAGUGUCCUUUAUGUAAAGAGACUUUUACCAUAAGACCUGAUUUGAGGGUUAACACUUUGCUAACUGAGAUGGUCGCUCAGUUCAGACAGUCAGCUCAACAGAAAGCCAGCAGCAGCAGCUUACAGCAACAAGUGUCCAAACCAGGAGAAGUUCCCUGCGACGUCUGCACUGGAACCAAACUGAAGGCCCUGAAGUCCUGCCUGGUGUGUCUGGCCUCCUACUGUGAAAUUCACCUGGAGCCUCAUCUGACAGCUUCACGUCUGAAAAGACAUCAGCUGAUGGACCCUGUGGAGAACCUGGAAGACAGGAUGUGUACGAAGCACGAUAAACCUCUGGAGCUGUUCUGUAAGACCGACCAGACAUGUGUCUGCAUGCUCUGCCAUGUUUCAGACCACAAGACACAUGAUGUUGUUCCUCUGAAAGAAGAAUAUGAAGGAAAGAAGGCUGAGCUGGGGAAGACAGAGGCUGAAAUUCAGCAGAUGAUCCAGAAGAGACAACUGAAGAUUCAGGAGAUCAAACACUCAGUCGACCUCAGUGAGAAAGAUGCAGACAGAGAGAUAGCAGAAGGUGUUCAGGUCUUCACUGCUCUGAAGGAGUCUGUUGAGAGAGGCCUGAAUGAGCUCAUCAAAAUGAUAGAGGAGAAGCAGAAAACGACACAGAAACAGGCUGAAGGAUUCAUCAAAGAGCUGGAACAGGAAAUCUCUGAGCUGAAGAAGAGAAGCACUGAGGUGAAGCAGCUCUCACACUCUGAAGACCACCUCCAUCUUCUCCAGAGUGUUCAGUCCCUGAAAGCUCCUCUACUUUCCAAGGACUGGACAGGGGUCAGCGUCCAUCCACCAUCACUUCAGGGGACUGUGGUGAGAGCUGUGUCUCAGCUGGAGGAGACGCUCAAUAAAGAGAUGAAGGAGCUACUUGCUGUGUCUGAGCUGAAGAGGGUCCAGCAGUAUGCAGUGGAUGUGACUCUUGAUCCUGAUACAGCACAUCCUAAACUCAUCCUGUCUGAUGAUGGGAAACAAGUGAAAUAUGGUGAUGUGAAGAAAAAUCUCCCAAACAAUCCAAAGAGAUUUUGUCAUCAUACUUUUGUUUUAGCAAAGCAGAGUUUCUCUUCAGGCAAAUUUUACUUUGAGGUUCAAGUUAAAGGAAAGACUGACUGGGAUUUAGGAGUGGCCAGAGAGUCGAUCAACAGGAAGGGAAACAUCACACUGAGCCCUCAGGAUGGUUUCUGGACGAUAUGGUUGAGAAAUGGAAAUGAGUACGAAGCUCUUACUGGCCCUCCAGUCAGUCGCUCUCUGAAGUCUCAGCCUCAGAAGGUGGGGGUGUUUGUGGAUUAUGAGGAGGGUCUGGUCUCCUUUUAUGACGUAGAUGCUGCAGCUCUUAUCUACUCCUUUACUGGCUGCUCCUUCACUGAGAAACUCUUCCCAUUCUUCAGUCCCUGUAAUAAUGAUGAUGGUAAAAACUCUGCACCUCUGAUCAUCUCUCCUGUCAGAGUAAAAUAAUCACUUAUUUCAUGUACUGAUUUAUUUCUAUUCAAAGAAACAUUUAUUGUGAAUCCUGUAUAGUUCACAUCUUAUUUUCUGCAGAAUCUGUUCACUGUGCUGAUGAACACUUCAUUGUUAAGAUGUUUUAUUGUUUGUAUCCCAUCACACAGGCAGCAUGUUAAUCUGACACUUUCAUGUCUUCAACUCUGCAUCAUGACACAAACUUUAUGUGGAGAAUAUCUAUUUAAACCUGUGUUAAACCCACAGACAUUUACUCUCACUGACAGAAGAAAUCACUGUUUGUAAAGACGCCAAAUAUGUCAGGCUGCAGUUUGACUUUGAGGAAAAUUUGGGGAAAAAUACUGCAAAGUUUUCUUUUUGAUUUUUUACUUGAUUAAUUUGUCUGGGAAGUGGUUUGAUAAUUACUGGUGACUUUGGACAGGUUUAAUGUGUUAUUGGAUACUGGUGAGAUGGUUUAUGAGUCACAGAAAUCUGUAAAUAUGUGAUUGUUAAAUAAAAACUGUAAAAUAAACUAGUUGUUGAACACAAGGCCUGAGUAAGCAGUGACUUGAACAUUAAACACUGAACAGAAAAUCCUGGUUUAUACAUAAGUUGUAUUUCCUGACAAACACAUUGUGUUUCCUGUGGCUGCUUCACAAUAAAAGCAUCAC